Molecule: messenger RNA, 1056 nt
Organism: Contarinia nasturtii (swede midge)
Lineage: Eukaryota; Metazoa; Arthropoda; Insecta; Diptera; Cecidomyiidae
Product: proteasome inhibitor PI31 subunit-like
Exons: 3
Coding region: 100-411 (103 amino acids)
Source: RefSeq, a predicted model, not a curated record
AUUGUGAAGCAUUUCAAAAAAGAGUGUUGAUUACAUCGGUGCAUUGUCCGAAAUUACAAAAAAAUAAACGAAAUAAAUAUUUUCUUUAACAAUAGCAGCAUGGAUUUUGUUAUAUUUUGUGAAUUAACAAAACCACAAUUAAAUGUGGAUUCAGAUAUUGUUGUUUUAAUGGCAUAUUAUUUAUUGACAUAUAAAAGUUUUCGUUGCUUAGGCAAUGGCUAUGGUGUAAGUACGAAAGAAUUAAAAGAAGAGGAAAUUGGAUCGAUCGAUUUGCCAAAAGAUUGGAAUACCAAGAAAAAUGUAUAUUCGAUUCGAUAUAUAGGCGGAACAAAACGGCAUGUCUAUAAUUUGUGUGGAACUGUUCAAGAAAAUAAUGUCAUUCUAACUUUGUUGUACGGUAUUUUCCAUUAGUGAAACGGCUGGAAAAGUGGUUGGAAGCCAGUGGAAAGAGCCUUUAAAUCUAAAUAAAGGUGCAUGUGAGAAAGUUUUAAAUCGGUUAUGGUUUACUUUACUUGCACCGCUUGGUAAAAAUGCAAGUUUAAAUGACAGCGGUGAAAGCACAAACUCCAAUGAAACACAAAACUCCGAUGAAUCGAUAAGCUCAGGUGAACGCGAAGAGAGAGCAAAUGGUGCAUUCCGGAAUCAUACAUUCAGGUACCGUCAAAAGAAGAAGCCAAUCUCGUUGUAUGUCUUAUGUUUGACUAGAAAUUAUAGACCACAAUAUUUAUUUAAAAAGUUUCAGUAAAGAAGAAUAAGGAUUCGAUGCAUAUUUGAUCAGUAGGAGUUCCGAUUACACCACCCCACCUACCGAUUCCGAAUUGGAUUUUUUGUUUACCUUUCUUUACUUUUUUUCAAUUAUCACCAUUAAAUUUCUACUUCGAUCAAGUAUGAGUCGAAUUUAAAAAUAAUAUAAAUAUUACAAAUAGAAAAAACAUACACACAAGUAGUUUCUUUAAGAUUAAUUUGAACCAAAAAUAUUUAAUAAAAUUUUUAUAAAAUUCAUGGAUAUUGAAAAGAAAUAAAGUGCCUAGUGCAAAGAUUCACAUGUUCAAAGUA